Molecule: messenger RNA, 927 nt
Organism: Colletotrichum spaethianum
Lineage: Eukaryota; Fungi; Ascomycota; Sordariomycetes; Glomerellales; Glomerellaceae
Exons: 1
Coding region: 1-927 (308 amino acids)
Biological process (GO): proteolysis
Molecular function (GO): serine-type endopeptidase activity
Source: RefSeq, a predicted model, not a curated record
AUGGUCCGUCUCAAUGUCUUCGCCGCGUCUGCGGCCCUCUCCUUCGGCUCAGUCGUCUUCGCUGCCCCUACUGCCGAGGAACCCAUCAUUCCAGCCCCAAUUAACUUCGAGCAACCCAUCGGAUUCGACCCUACUGUUGUCUCCUCUGCUAAAAGCCUGAAAGUUGCCAAAGUCAUUCCAGAGAUUAUCACUCUUGAUCUCUCCGGACAAGGUGGAAACUCCACGGACUUCCCCCCUUCAGAGACGGGCCCUACUGAGCCCAUCAAGCGCGGCAUCAUUGGCGGCGUCGAUAACCGAGUCCUGUGGCCAAACCGAGAUUAUCCAUACAGUGCCAUGGGCAGAAUCCAAUUAUCCAACGGUGCAGUUUGCAGCGGCGCCCUGAUCGGCUCACGACACGUUGUUACGGCCCGUCACUGUAUCCCAGGUGAGGGCGUCGGUGCACGUUUCCAACCAGCGUUCUAUGACGGCGAGGUUUUGGGAGGAUACGAUGUGACCGUUAUAUUCCGUCCCAACUACGGCCAGGAAGGCUGGUGCGCCAACGCCUAUGACUGGGCCAUUUUCGUGCUUGGCGAGAAGGCGGGACAGACCAAUGGCUGGCUUGGGCUGAAGACAGUAGAUCCCGAUACCCAGCUCAACCAGGCUAUGUUCUUUCAUUACGGAUACCCAGGAGACAAGGGAGCAAGGCAUCCCUACCGCCAGGAAGCCAUCACGGCUUCGGCGGCCACGUGGUGCGACAGAGGAUCUCCAGUUGUGGUGGAUGCCGAUAUCGCUGGAGGACAAUCUGGUGGGCCUUUUUGGCUCUACGAGAAUGGUGACCGGUACUUGUAUGGCGUCGUAGUUGGUGGCAAUGACGAGAUCACCGUGGUUGCUGGAGGCCCCUCUUUAUUCGAGGGAUACGGCAUUCUCCUGAAGGAUUACCCGAAUUAA